CGGCGGCGGACAGCACACAUAUAAGCCAUAGCCGCCGAUCUAAAAAGGCUUUCCCCCGUUUGCGUGACGUGUGGCUUUGUAUGCGUGUAGUGCGUUUAACGUCUUGCCCGUUUGGAGGAGAGUGGACGAAUCGCCGCAUAUCAUUGUUUUUUUUUUUCUUAAAUUUUUCUCACCGUUUGUUUUGUGAGAUAACGUGUUAACUCGUAGAAAAUUUGUUUUCAAUUGAAAAAGGAAAAAUGUAAAUUAUUCGAGUGUGAAACUUAAAUAUUUUUCGUUCGUCGUUUCGUGAGAAAUCGGUGUCCGCGCGCGUUUUUUUUUUUUUUUUUAUCUGAUCCUCUACUCGCGUUUGUGUUGUCGGGAAAGAAAAUCGUCGUUUGUUUGUUUGCUUGUUUACGGGUCCGUCGCCGUCGGUUGUCGUGUGGCGUAAACAACUCUUGAACGCGGCACAGCUACCCCUACAUAUUUUUUUUACCUCUCCUCCAUCAUCAUCGUCGAUCGAUCGACAAUCGGCCGCUAAAACCUAUAUUCAAAGUCAUCUACUAAAUAUUACUUUAUAUAAAUAUAUAUAAUUAUGGCCGAUGCUGAAGUCGAAAAGAUAAAAGAAACGGAUAUAAGUGUUAAGAUAAAUGGAGAUAUAUGUGAAAAUUUAAUACCUAAUAAAAUAGAAACUAAUGAAAACAAACAUGUAACUAAUAAAAAUUCAUCAAAUCACAGUAAUAAUGGUGAUGAUGAUCACGACAACCAAGAAAAUCAUAAAGGUAACAGUGAUGAUGAUGGUGAUGAAGAAGACGAAGAUGAUGAUAAAAAUAAUAGCAAAGACUGUAGAUCAGACAGUAGCAAUUUAGAAUUUGAAAAUGGCAAUAAUGCUAGUUCAAGUGAGACUGCAACACAAGCUCUUAAUGGUAUUAAAGAAACGGCUGAAAUCCACAAUCGCAAAGAACAAAAAGAAACUAAUAGAUGUACAGAACAAACCAAUAAUAAAGAUGAAGAACAAAUAGAAGAUGACAAUGAUGAAGAUGAAGAAGAAGAAGAGGAUGAUGAUGAUAAUAAUAUUAAUGAUCAAAACAAUACUGAAAACCGAUCGGACGAAAUCAAAAAAUCACUGGAAGACUCUAAAAUAAAUCUAGAUAAAUCCGUCACCAUCGUUAAGGUAGCGGAUCCCAACCGAUCUCCCGAUGGUAAGAAGAAAGUAAAAAGCUUGCCAGAUAUUACAUUAACACCUCGCAGGAGUUCUCGAAAUUUAAACCGAUCGAAAAAUUAUUCCGAAAAAGAAGAAGAGAAGAAAGACAUAGUAACAAUAGACGAUAGUGUCAAAGUAUCGUCAUUGAAAUUGCCGGUGGCUACCACUAAACCGAUUGUCGUUAACGAUACCAAGAAACUUGUGGAAAUUGCUGCUGGUACUAAGCAAAAGAAUAAUAAAAAAGAACCGACGUUAGUGAUAAUUGAUACUAAUAUGCUGUCGGGAAGAAGUAAUUUACCCAUAUCAGUGUCAGUGCAAUCUAGUACUCCACACAAUUCUAUUAACGUCUCUCAAACGAGUAGGGCGAUACAAAAUUCUUUUAAUCGUGUUCAACAACAACCCCAAACCACAAUCAAACCUUUCAUUCUUGCUACUACCCAAGCAGCGCCCGUUAUUACGCCGCCACCAGCUCUUCCCAAAGCAGCCCCUGUAAUAUUACCAACACUUACAGACGAUAUGUAUGUCGUCGAAGCUCCGUCAUUUAUAGUGCCUUAUGUUUAUGAAAAACCUCCUAAAAACCCUCUUAAAGAGUUUGUCGAAAAGAUAGAAGAUAAUCUUAAGGAUAAGGAAGUAGACCUAGACCAAGUAAAAGAUAAGAAAGAAGACGGUAAAGUAAUCAAUGAAGAGCAAUCCGAUGACAUUGAUGGGAAAAGAAAAAAUGAAAAAAAUGAGUCUUCAGAAAAAAAAGAUGAAAAAGAUAAUAAGGACGAUAAAAUUGUGGAAGAUGAAAAAAUGGAAGUUGAUGAACCCGAAAGUAAUGACGACAUUGUAAAUACUGAAAAGAAUAAAAAUGAUAAAGCCGAUGAUUCAAAGGAAAAAAACAUUGAAGACGAAAUAAUGGACGUAGACGAGUUAGACUCCAAUAAAAAAGAAGAAGCCGCCAAUAAGAGUUCAUCGUUAGAAACUACAGAUUUAAAAAAAAGUGAUAGUAUUACUGAUCUGACUAUUGACGUAGAUGAGAAAAAACCAACUGAUGUUAAAGAAAAACCAAAGACUCUUCAGCAAAGUGCCAACUAUUUUGAAAAUCCUUUGGGAAAGUUCUUUAUGCAAAUUGGCGUUAACCUCGUUCAAGAACACGUACAGCUUGAUUUGUUGCGAACUCAGAGACGAAAAAGAGAUAGGGAAGGUGAUAACUGCUCUGAAGAUGUACACAUGGCUAUUAGUUCGCUGAUCAAGACGUUAGAAUUCAGCAAAGAGAACAAUGAUCCAUUUCAGUUUGGCAUGAAGAAAUGUGAACUUUGUAAUUUUAAAUCGGAAUCAAGUCUUGUCAUGGCUCAUCAUUUAGAAACUCCACACAUGACAGCCAAUUAUUGUUAUAGAUGUAAUUUUUGUACCUUCCAAGUACGAAAUCCACACGAGAUAUUGCAGCACAUGGACACGCAUAACAUAAGGGGACGUCUAGAAAGAGGUCCUGCUCUACAUCAAUGCCCAAGUUGCCCAUUCGAAGACAGUUACAAGGGCAAACUUACCAGGCAUUUGAUUUCGUGUUCUAAAAAGUAUCGCCCAGAAAUCAACCAGGCGCCACCAUUGGAUUGGGAACCUCCUGCGAAAAUACCGAGAGUGUUGCGAAACAAACCUUCCAUGAGUCCUGGAAACGCUGUUUAUCAAGCAGCGAUGUCUGGGUUUAAACAAUUUCCUAACCCUAAUAUGUUACAACUGCAACAACAACAGUACAACAAAAUGGUUCUUGCAUCUGGCGUACGUGCUCGUGGCCGUACUGUCUUACCUGGCCAAAGAUUCCCAGGAAUGGUAUCUUCGUUCCCAUCUACAUUACCCAAUCAAACUGCUGGAGGUAUUUUGUUAAGAAAUACAAGUAUUAAACCGAUUAACCAAUCGAUGAUUGUCCCUACGCCGUAUUCAAUUAGUAACCACACAUAUCAGCAAACUUUGAGUAGUUCCAAGUCUGUUCAACAACCAAGCAUAUCGAUAACGCCUUUGCCAAGAUCGUUCCCAUUAAACAAUAUGCAAUCGACGCCUGUGUCUACCAUAUCGAAAAUUAGGUCUCAACAAUCAAGUCAGUCGUCUUCAACAAACAGUGGAAAUAAACCAACGUUUGUUAUAUGUGAAAUUUGCGACGGUUACAUAAAAGAUCUAGAACAACUACGCAAUCAUAUGCAGUGGAUACACAAAGUGAAAAUACAUCCAAAAAUGAUUUACAAUCGACCACCACUGAAUUGUCAAAAGUGUCAGUUCCGAUUCUUUACUGACCAAGGGCUAGAAAGACAUCUGCUCGGAUCACACGGUUUGGUUACGUCCAGUAUGCAAGAGGCGGCUAACAAGGGAAAAGACAGUGGGAGAUGUCCAGUUUGUGGUAGAGUGUAUCAAUGGAAAUUAUUGAACCACGUCAGCCGCGAUCACGCUAUGUCUUUAAAGCCUGCGCAUUUAUCUUACAAGUGUACAGUUUGUACGGCCACGUUUGGCAUGUACAAACAAUUCGAAAAUCAUGUUUACUCCGCGCACAGCAAUGUCGCUAAAAACUCUAAUAAAAAACCACACGGUAAUCAAUCUGCGUCGUCUGCAUCCAUGUCAUCGCCCGUGGCUUCGACGUCAUCAUCUGCAUCUGCGUCUUCUACAUCGGCUUCUACACCAAAGCCAUUAAAAAUAAAUGAUGAGAUCACUAUUAUACCUCAGCCACCCAAGCCACAAAAUCUGUCUGUUAAAAAUAAUAAUAGUAAACCAACUACAUCAAGUGGAAAACCAAAUACUAGUGUUACAACAAAAACCAAAGUGUAAACAAAGAUGUAUACACACGGUAUAUUGUACAAAGAUUUUUUUAUUUCGAAGAACUCUGGAGACAUAAUCAGGGUUACUGUUCUCCCCGGUUUUUAAUUCGCUUGGGAAAUUUUUUAUUAUGUUAUUAUUCUGUCGGGCAAUAAAAAAACAAAAAAAUGUGUACAAACAUUUAAUUCUACGCGAAUUAAAAUUCAAAACAAUUUGCCCUGUACACAUUUUUUUUUUCGGUAUAAUAAACAUUAUUAUUAUUGACUUGAAAACUGUAUUAUCUGUUUAACCCACGAUGAAAGCGUGUACUAUAAGUUUUAAUAUAUUUUACUUGAACAUAGAUAAAAAUAUUUACAAUUUGUUAUAAAUAUUAUUACUAACUAGAGAUAUAAUUUUAUUGGUAAUGUUAUUCUCCCAGAAUAUUAUGUAUGUCCAUGACUGUAAAUAAGUUGUUUAUUUAGUGGAGGCGUAUCUAUAAUAAUUUUUGUAUUCCCAACUAUUGAUUACACACACGUUUAUUAUAAGUUGUCCCUUCCCUUUUUAUUUAUUUAAUUAUAUAUCAUUAUUAUUAUUAUUAUAUAUAUUUUUUUUUACUUUGCCCAAAGCACAUGUACUGUUUAUGUAAAUUACAACACGUAUUAAAUAUACCUACACUUAAUUAUAAUGUUUAAAUUAAGUAUUAGUAUAAAUCAUUGUAUAUAACUUGCCUGUUUGGCUUAUCUGUACAAUAUUACACAAUGUACAUUCGAAUAUAGAAUAAAAUAUCUAUAUUUCUUAACUGAUACUAUUACGAGUUAGUUAAGUGUUCUUAUUUUCAACUCUGUAGUGUUCAUCAUCGACAUCAAUGACUUGUAUCGUAGCUAAAGAGAGAGAGAGAAUCCAAAACAUCCAGUGUAUACAUAAAAAAUAGAAUAAUAAUAACUGCAUUGAGGGGAGCGUCUGUUUUUUUU
Molecule: messenger RNA, 4911 nt
Organism: Adelges cooleyi (spruce gall adelgid)
Lineage: Eukaryota; Metazoa; Arthropoda; Insecta; Hemiptera; Adelgidae
Product: MOG interacting and ectopic P-granules protein 1-like
Biological process (GO): regulation of gene expression
Cellular component (GO): nucleus
Source: RefSeq, a predicted model, not a curated record